Messenger RNA from Telopea speciosissima, 1798 nucleotides. Its product is annotated as ethylene-responsive transcription factor ERF062-like. NCBI's taxonomy places the organism in Eukaryota, Viridiplantae, Streptophyta, Magnoliopsida, Proteales, Proteaceae. Gene Ontology annotation, biological process: regulation of DNA-templated transcription. Gene Ontology annotation, molecular function: DNA-binding transcription factor activity; DNA binding. The record is from RefSeq and is a predicted model, not a curated record. The transcript has a single exon. The coding region runs from base 332 to 1585 and encodes 417 amino acids.
AGGCAUCAAAGAGAGAUGAAUGACAGUUAUGCCGGACCAUAUGAGCUGUAAGGUUUCCAUUGGUCCUUGACUUCUUAUAGAAACUUUGAGUAUUGGCAAGCACGAAUGUGAGGUGGAAGGUGUUAGCUUUUCCAUUUCAACCAGAGAUCCUACUCAGAUGAUAUAAACUAGGCUUCACUAACAGAUGGUGGGUCCUUAUUUUUUUAAUGAUGCUUAACAGAAACCUGUCACAUGAGCUGCCAAGGUUAAAUAUUUAUAGCAUAGACCCUUACUUUGCAUCAUUCUCUUUACAUCUCUUCUUCACUUUUGCUUCUUCUCAACUCUUCCUAGGAUGGAGGAUCAGUUUCCCAAGAUGGCAAGCUACAUACAGAAAGAAUUGCCAGCUUAUGUUCAUGGAAUGACAACCGGUAUACGGUGGUCGAUGGAACCAAUCACUUGUCAGGACGGCGGUGGUGGUGCAAUAAGGUCUUCAUCGCCUUCAUCGGAGUGUAGUUCCUCAGCUGAUGAUGCUGCUGUUGCUCCUUUGAACAAUAAUGCUGCAAAAUUCAACUCUCAAGUUAUGGUAACAGAACAAGGAAGCAGGGCAUUUGCUUGUGCUGGUUCUGUAACAAAUUCUGUGAGACCAAGUAGAGUUGAUGACAUCCAUCGAAGCUUCAUUCCUGUAAAUUUCAUAGAAACAUUCCCUGAAGUAACUCAAAUCUCCCAAGCACCUUCACCUCCAUGUUCAUCACCUACUGCUUCAAACCUCCCGAAUUUAACUCUGUUUUUGCAGGAACCCAAUACCAUAAAGGGCAGCACACAUAUUUCCAAUACACUUGGUAAGGAUCAGAGGUGUCAAACCAUGUCAUCAUCACAGAACCCAUUGAUCCCUGUCCAUGAUCUUCAUCAGAUUCAGCUCCAAUCCGGAAUGGAAUGGCUCAAGAUCAAUCAAAAUUUUAUGCAUAGCACAUCGAAAGGCCUCGGAGACCAUUGGCUAGGAGCCACCAAGACACAGCCGAUGAAGUACACCGGAGGAAGACGGGUGCAAGAUCAUCUACUCCAGAAGACUUCAUCUCCAGGCAAGCUGUUCAGAGGGGUGAGGCAAAGGCAUUGGGGGAAGUGGGUUGCAGAGAUCAGGCUACCAAGGAAUAGAACAAGGGUGUGGUUGGGGACAUUCGAUACAGCCGAAGAAGCUGCUUUUGCAUAUGACACUGCAGCUUACAAACUAAGGGGAGAGUUUGCGCAUUUGAAUUUUCCAGACCUCAAGCAGCAACUCAAGGCCAAUUGUUCUCAUGGUAGCACUGCAGCCCUUCUAGAAGCAAAGCUACAAGCGUUCAGUGAUCAAAAGAAAGCCACUAACCCACCACCAUCAUCCUCUUCAUCACCAAAGAAACGUAUAUCUCAGAGUUCAAACCUCAAAAUCUUGAGCCAAAAACCAACGAGAAAAGAGUGUUCAUUUGAUUUGGAGAACAGAAUUGGCUCUGAAGUGGUUGAGAUCAAGAAGACUCAGGAGUUAUUAUCAGAUAUGGAUGCAGUUCUUUUGAGUAGAAUGCCUUCCUUGGACAUGGACAUGAUCUGGGAUGCCCUUCCAGUGUCUGAUUCAUGACAAUGAAUGUCAGUUUUCUGUUUCAAAUUUCAAAUAUUGAAUAUGGUACAGAAUUAUGUUAAACUGGGUUGAGAAUUAUAGUGAACCCCAUCAGAUAUGAAAGUUCAGAUAUCUGAUCUUCAAGUGGGUAUGUUUGUUAAUUUUAUCUUAUAGCUCAAUGUUAGUAGGAAGAUUAUGAGUUUUACUUUCACUAUUGAUUUCCAGAUUUUGGAU